UAAUGCUAGUUCUUGUUCUUUACAUCGCGAAUUCGAUAAGUGGGCAUCAUUGUUCUUGAAGAACAAAUGUGCUCUCGAGUUUGCAAGAACUGGUUUAAAAAAAAUUUCAAGAUUGACAAUCGGUUAAUGCAAAUCUUUUUGUUUAAAGCAAGAAUUGUUAAAAGGAUAUAAGCAAAAAAUGCCAAGAGUACCAAAGGCUAAAGGAGCGGCAUCUGCAGCUACGGGAGGUGAUAAAAAGAAAUCCAAAUUAUACAAUAUGCCGGAAAAAUUACGGGAAGGUACAAUCCUUAAGGAUUUAGCCAAAAACGAAUAUAAAAUCGGAACCUCAGUAGGUACCGGAGGUUUCGGUGAAAUUUAUACAGCUUGUAAAGGCGGUGAAAAAAGCUACGAUUAUGUAGUAAAAUGCGAACCUCACGAUAAUGGGCCGUUAUUCGUUGAAAUGCAUUUUUAUAUGCGAAAUUGUAAACUAGAUGACAUCAAUAAUUACAAACAGAAGAACAGACUAAAGAGUUUAGGCGUGCCUCAUAUGCUAGGACAUGGCUCAAUCGAUAUUAACAAUAUAAAACAUCGCUUUAUUGUGAUGCCCCGUUACGGCGCUGAUAUCAGUAAACACUUUGUAAGCAACUCGCGAUGUUUGCCGGAAAUCGCUGUAUAUCGCAUUAUUUUGCAAAUGUUGGAUGCUUACGAGUUUGUACAUCGUUGCGGUUACGUACAUGCUGAUUUGAAAGCUGCUAAUAUCCUGCUGGGUUAUGGUAAAGGAGGUGGUGCGCAAACAUAUUUAGUCGAUUAUGGAUUAGCAUCUCAUUAUACGACAAAAGACUUUAAACCAGAUCCUAAAAAAAUGCAUAAUGGGACUAUACAAUAUACAUCCAGAGAUGCUCAUCAAGGCGUUGCGACUAGACGAGGUGACCUAGAAAUAAUGGGUUACAAUAUAAUCGAGUGGUUGGGAGUGGAAUUACCUUGGGUCAAAGAAAAACUUUUGGCUGCGCCAGUUAAAGUACAAAAGUCAAAAGAAGAUUUUUGGAACAAUGUUGACAUGCAGCUAAAGAAAUUAUUCCCCCAGGGUACGCCGACAGCAGUAAUGGAGUUUAUCAAAUACGUAGCACAAAUGAAGUACAACGAUGAGCCAGAUUAUGAAAAGUGCCGUAAUAUUUUUAAGAACUACUUGAAAGCCUUGAAAGCCAACACGAUCGGCGACAUAGACUUCAAAGUGAAGAAAACGGCGCUUGUGGGACCCAUUCCUAGCAAAGCUGCAAAAUCUACGGCAAAAACUAAAGCAAAUAUUAAAAAAACACAAACACUUCUGGAGAUCGAAGAAAGUGAUGAUAACGAGAACAAUACUGUUUUUGAUUCCCCUCCUACGACCAGUAGGAAAGUAAAGUCUACUGCAAAAUCUAGAGUAAAUGUGGAAAAAGAAAAACUACUUUCGUAUAGAGAAGAAAGUGACGACGAAGAAGUCAUUAGCGCCAGCGACGAAAGUGACGAGGAUUACGUAUUUGAAAGCAAAAGACCUAAGAGAAAGCAGCCGCUUAAAAACCCAAGUCGUGGCAAUAAAUUGUCAAAACAGAUUGUUUCACCAGAAAUAAUUUCGCCACCCAUAAAAGACAAAUCUAAUGACGUUCUCACGUCCGUCAGCAAGACUGCUUCGCCAAAACAACAUUCGCCUUUAGCAUCUACAUCCCGUAGAGUAAAACGAAAAAAUCCCCAUCCUCUGUUGAAUGCUAAGGCGCGUAUAAAACUAGGUCCGCAAAUUAAAAUGAGUCCUUCAACCUCGGCGAACACGGUUGUCAACAAUAACAUAACCCCUACUAGAAAAACCGGUAAAAUGUAUGAAUUUAAUUUUGAACUUGAUGUUAGUAUGGAUGCUAAUGUUCUUGUGAAUGUUAGACGUAAAAAAAAAUUAAAUCAAGAUGAAGAGGAUGCAAAUGAUACAACUAAUGGCGAUUCCACACCAGUUACACGGGUAAAAGUUCGUAAAGUAAACGAAGACGGUGACAACGAUACUCCUAGAACACCUUUUGUUACUUUAAGAAAAACAAAAAGAGUUAUUCAAAGUCCCAAGUCCAAGAAACCCUAGAAAUAUUUUUUGCAUUGGAGAAGUGUGGUAAUAUAUUCCAUUUGAAUCAUAAUUGUUUAUUAAAAUAUUAAGUACUUUAGAUUUCUGAUUUCCAUUUCAAUAUUUACAGUUUGUUUCGACAGUUUGUGGACGCUUGGAACGCGUAAAGAUUUAUUUUAUUUUCAAAAGUUUUUUUUUGUUUUCUAUUUAAAAACCUAACAUUCUACUAUAGAUUGGUUGAAUGGUUAAAUUUAUAUUUAAAAAUAAAUGGUUAUUCAAUUUACAUUUUCUAUUGCAAAAAAGAAAAAAAAUAAAUCAUAUUUUAAUUUUCUCCACUAAUAUGCAUGAUUUUGUCAGUUGAACGUUAAGUUUGGUAUGGAUAUGCUUUUAGCUGACCAAUGCUGCCAAUAGAAGGAAAAAAAGUAGUGUAAUAUCGCAAAACUUUUUUCUAGUACUCGGCUGGCUCAGGUCACGAGUGUUUUUCUUCAAUUGUACUUUUUCUCUCAUGAGAAUAAAUUGAAAAAUCAGUCAAUCGAUAAUUAGAGGAAAUGCGCACUAAAAUAUUUUACUCGAACUCAGUUUCUUUUACUUUAAACUGAAUUUUUUUUAUUUGUAACCUGUCGUAACUAUGCAUUCUAAUUUUUUUCGCAAUCUGGAUUCAAUCCGGUUUCAGAUUCUAUGUAAUUCGCGUAAGGAGAAGAAAAAGCUUUUUGUUUGUAUAUACUUGGUUUUUGGUAAAAAACAAUAGAUUAUAGCUUAUGAUUUCAAAUGUGAUAUCAUAUUCUUUAUUAAAGUUUCCCCUCCAUCCAUCCCCUUUUGCAACCAGAACUACGAUGUAAUUGCUACAUGUCAGUGGGGAGUGUUCUUAAUUAAAUGCAAAUUAAAAAAUUUGGAAAAGAUAUACUUGGUUGGGAAGUUUUAAAGCAUCCACCUUAUAGCUAGGACCUUGCACCGUCUGACUAUCAUUUGUUUCGUCUCUGCAAAACUCCUUUGAUGAUAAAAAAUUGGCCAAUCGAUGUGCCGUUUAAAAUUGCUUAGCCAAGUGUUUCGAUGAUAAACCACACAAUCGAUGGAAUUUUGAAGCUACCCGAAAAAUAGCAAAAGAUCAUAGGUAAUGGCUAAUAUGUACUUCAUUAAAAUUAAUUUUUGUUCAAAAAUAUACCAAAAAACUGCACAGACUUUUUAUGUGGCCCAAUGUAUAUAUAUAUAUAUA
Molecule: messenger RNA, 3269 nt
Organism: Glossina fuscipes
Lineage: Eukaryota; Metazoa; Arthropoda; Insecta; Diptera; Glossinidae
Gene: ball
Product: nucleosomal histone kinase 1
Exons: 2
Coding region: 179-2077 (632 amino acids)
Biological process (GO): peptidyl-serine phosphorylation; signal transduction
Cellular component (GO): nucleus; cytoplasm
Molecular function (GO): protein serine/threonine kinase activity; ATP binding
Source: RefSeq, a predicted model, not a curated record